This is a messenger RNA of Fonsecaea multimorphosa CBS 102226, 459 nucleotides long. RefSeq lists its product as uncharacterized. Gene Ontology annotation, cellular component: mitochondrial intermembrane space; mitochondrion. NCBI's taxonomy places the organism in Eukaryota, Fungi, Ascomycota, Eurotiomycetes, Chaetothyriales, Herpotrichiellaceae. Bases 1 to 459 code for a protein of 152 amino acids. The transcript has a single exon. The record is from RefSeq and is a predicted model, not a curated record. Gene Ontology annotation, biological process: succinate metabolic process; mitochondrial respiratory chain complex II assembly.
AUGCGACCAAGUCUCCGCUUACUUGCUGCUCCUGUUACUCCCGCUUUUCGGCCAGGCCAGCGAGCGCAAGCUCUGGCUUUGCUCCCUCCUAUCCCUCUAUAUCGUCGCCUCCUGCGCAUUCACCGCAAGCGUCUCGGCCCUGAAGAACGCGUCUUUGGCGACACGUACCUGAAAGCAGAGUUCCGGAGACACAAGGACAUUGAAAACCCAUUACACAUUGUCGGGUUUCUGACGGAGUGGCAACAGUAUGGCCAGCAACUCGAAGGGGACGAUUGGAAGGAUCAGAGAAUCAACCAGGCAUUGGUGGACAAGAUGAGUGACCAACAAGUCGGGCAGAUGUAUGAGCUUAUGUUGGCGAUUCAAAGGAGAGGAAGGGACAGCGUCGACGAGGAAGAGGAGGGAGACAUUCUGAAUGCCAUCGAGGAGGCCAAAGCCUCGGGGACAAAUAAAGGGUCAUGA